UAUAUUUGCAGCUCUGUGGAAUGGUGUUUUGGUCCAUGCAAUUGCUAGGAGAUUUAUUGGUGAUUUUUGUGGAAUCCUUGAAUAAACACUCCUUUUCAUAUUCCCUCUCCUGCAGCUCCUACUUGUCAGCCAACAUUGCUCUUAUAGGUCAUCUAAUUCCCUUUAUGAUCAACUUGUCUCACUUGCUGGGAUUGAUUUGCACGAAGAAGAGUAGGUUUGUACUGGCAUGUAUAUUGGCAAUGAUGGUAGCAUCCUUUUCAAGAACUUCUGAUUCUUUUCAAGUUAAUCCAUUUCCAAGCUCCAGAAGGCAACUUGAUUCACAUGAUGCUCUCUCACUCCUCCAAAAGUGUUACGGAUUCAAACAAGUGAGGCAAAUUCACGCACAAAUUAUAAAAAAUGGCCUCUCCCAAAACCAAAUACUUGCAUCCAAACUUCUCAGGAUUUGUUCAUCCUAUAAUAGAAUGGAUUAUGCCAUUCCUAUAUUCCAUCAAAUCCAAAACCCUAAUACCUACACUUGGAACAUCAUGAUUAGGGCAAACACCUUAAAUGGCAUGUGUAAUGAUGCUCUCCUCCUCUAUAAUCUGAUGAUGGGACAAGGUGUGCCACCUGAUAAAUUCACAUUUCCGUUUGUCAUCAAAGCCUGCCGGGUUUCCUCUAGAAUUGAUAAAGGAAAAGAAGUCCAUGCACUUUCCAUCAAGACUGGAUUUUCUGAAGACAUCUUUUUGCAGAAUAAUUUAAUGGAUCUUUACUUUAAGUGUGGUGAUUCAAACUAUGCUCGUAAGUUAUUCAACAAAAUGCAUGUGAGGAGUGUUGUUACAUGGACGACUAUGGUAUCUGGUCUUGUUUCUUCUGGGGAGUUAGAGGCUGCUCAUACAACUUUUGAGCUUAUGCCUGUUAAAAAUGUUGUGUCAUGGACGGCAAUGAUUAAUGCUUAUGCUAGGAACCAGAAACCCCAAGAAGCAUUUGAACUUUUCAGGCGUAUGCAGCUUGAUAAUGUGAAACCAAAUGAGUACACGUUGGUUAGCUUGCUGAUUGCCUGUACAGAAUUAGGAAGUCUGAGUUUGGGAAGCUGGCUUCAUGAUUUUGUGCAGAAGAAUGGGUUCAAAUUGGGUAUUUACCUUGGGACGGCUCUUAUUGACAUGUACAGUAAAUGUGGUAGUCUAGAUGAUGCUAAGAAAGUGUUCAAUAAGAUGCAACAUAAGAGCAUAGCGACUUGGAAUUCAAUGAUCACUAGCUUGGGUGUGCAUGGAAAAGGAAAGGAAGCUCUUUCUGUUUUUGCUGAGAUGGAGAAGACCAUCGUACAGCCUGAUGCAAUUACCUUUGUGGGUGUUUUAUGUGCAUGUGUACAGACAGGUAUGGUGGAUGAGGGUUGUAGAUAUUUCAAACGUAUGAUUGAACGCUAUUGUAUUUCACCUACCAUAGACCAUUACAGUUGCAUGUUUGAUCUGUUGAAUCAUGCUGGCAUGCUGAAUGAGGCUUAUGAAUUAAGGGAGAUGCUGCCAGUCAAGCCAGAUUCUGAUACAUGGGGUGAUUUGUUGAAGGAAAACAGGGUCACUGGUAAUGCUGAUUUAGAGGAAGUUAUUUACAAGCAUGUUGGCAAGCUAAACUGUACGAGAAUGGGUCAACUUUGUGAAUGAUCUGAACUUCAGCCUCAAUAUAUCAAGUAGGAAGUCUGGUGAAUUUUUUCGCCAGAGAAACCAAUAGUUUAUCUUAUGCUAGACAAACUCUAAGCUCUUACAGAUAUGUUUCAAGGCUUAGGAGCUCUAUUUAACGCCAAAUAGUUUGCUCAUGCAAUGAACCCUGAAGAUCGGUGGAUGUAACAGGCUUUUUCUUAGAACCUCAGAUCUUAUCAAAACGCAAGGAGAGAUAUGAUAAAGAAGUGGCGGUGGAAGUAGUUUUUGGAAGAAAAUCAACACUGAACCCAGAUGCCCCUCUUCAUCCCAUCAGCUUUCCGCCAAGUAGAGGAUUUCUCUGCAAAGUGGUGGGAGUUGGUGAAGACCUCUACAUGGUUUCAUGACUACUGGCUUUCCCUGCAUCAGGAAGAAGCGUGCUUCAUCAACAACCAUUGAUGAUGACGACGACAUAGCAAAUUUGUUGCCAGACUCAUUCGAUCUUGACAUUGAUGAGGAGUCUAGUCUGGAGGCUCAAAUGCAAGAGUGGGUCAGAUUCAUGAUCAAAAUGAAUCAGCAUUAUCAGCUCCUUCAAAAUAGAUG
Messenger RNA from Telopea speciosissima, 2213 nucleotides. Its product is annotated as pentatricopeptide repeat-containing protein At3g26630, chloroplastic-like. Gene Ontology annotation, biological process: RNA modification. Bases 21 to 1637 code for a protein of 538 amino acids. The transcript is spliced from 3 exons. Lineage: Eukaryota; Viridiplantae; Streptophyta; Magnoliopsida; Proteales; Proteaceae. The record is from RefSeq and is a predicted model, not a curated record. Gene Ontology annotation, molecular function: RNA binding; protein binding.